Blepharisma stoltei is the source of this 1039-nucleotide messenger RNA. Lineage: Eukaryota; Ciliophora; Heterotrichea; Heterotrichida; Blepharismidae. The record is from the annotation of a GenBank genome assembly.
AUGGGGUCAAAACUCUGCACCACAGCCCAAAAAGAAGAUCCUAUGGAAAUGAUAAGGCAAGACUUAGAAGCCAAAAUUGAAGCUUGUCCUAAAAACUCAUUUUUAGAUGAAUCGGCAAAUAUUGAUGAAGGAUCUCGUGAAAUUAAUUUACCGAAAGCUAGUACUCAUUAGAUUAGAAGAAUUUCACAUAUUUUUAUUAAAUAAUAUAAAUUAAUUUAAAAUUAUAAAUUACUCAUUCAUCGCCUUCAAGCAAGCCAAGCUAUGAAAUUGAACAAAUAAAGGCUAAAAAAAAAUUAGCAAAAGAUAAUUUCAUCUCAGAGCUCAGCACGAACAAUGAAAUCAUAUAUGAAGGAGAGCUCUUUCGUUACAAACCAUCUGCCAAAGAUAGAUUUAUUUCAAGAUGAUGUGAGCUAACACAUGAAUCAUUUCACUACUAUAAAAGUCAUGUAGCAAAUAUAAACGGUUGCAAGCCAUUAUUAACAAUUCCUUUGUAUAUUCUCUCUAUAUCAAUUAGUAUAUUUUAAGAUAACUAAAAUAUAUUUUAAGAAAAAUAAUAAUUAGAUGUAUUUUCUCUCAGAAAGAAUACCAAAUUUUGAAAAUUGAAAAGUAAACGCCAUUUAGGAUUCAAAACAUAUCAAAUUAUUUCUGCAUGGAAAUUCUCACCAUAGAUAACAAAGCUGUAACCUUUAAUUCAAGAAGUUCUUCACCUUUUUCCAUUAGCGUAUCCAUGUCCCAUACAGGAUUUUUCGCUCCGGAUUCUCCAGGGGUAGAAAAAGGUCAUCUCAUGAAAAAACCUUUUCAGCUCGCACCUAAAUAUAGAGAACAAUCACCAACCGAAAGGCAUUUAAUGACCAUAACCCCGCCAAAUUUUCGAAAAUUUUACUCAGGAAAAGUCAACGAAAGAAAAAAUUCCUGAACAGUCCGAGAAAAAGAAAUGUAUAUGGCAGAAGAGCGUCUAAUUUUGUGCCACAACAACCUCAACGAUCUUCAGAAGUGGAAGUGGAUCAUUAAGCAUGCAAUGAUAGAAAAAAAUGUUUAA